CGAAUAAAAAAAAAAACUCGACGAAUAAAUCCCCACUGGUAUCCCCGUCACAGCCGGCGGCGGUGGCGGUGGGGCGAUUGGCGGAUCCGCCACCGCGACUCAGUCGUUCGGCGGCGGCGGCGCGAUUGCCAGAGGAGGUUCGGUUGGUUCCUCGAUCGGUUUCCAAGAAAGAAGAUGAGUGCGGCGGGUGUGAAUGGAUCCGACAACAAAAGAAGCAGGUCCAGCCGAGACGAUCCCUUGGCCUUGCCGGAGAAGAAGAAGAAGGUGAUUGUGUGGAGAGAUCCAGACGCGUGGGUUAUCAGCGAUGCCGACCUGGCCAAGAUGAAACGGGACGAGGAAUCAGCUCCCCCGCCUGUGAAAAUCCCUACGCUCGAUUACUUCAAACCCCCGACCAGGUUUCACACCGCCGAGCUCUUCCCCGUCAGUGAAUCUGGAAGCAAGGCGGUGCUCUCUGCUGCCAAAUUCCUUCUAGGGGUUUCAUCCUCUCUUGGUAUGUAACCCUCUCUGUUUUGGAUUUAAUUGAUCCAUCAACUUAAUGUCUGUAUCGUGCUUGAAUCACACAGACGGUGCUCCGGCUUCUGGGUCGAUUGGGACGAGGACAAGAAAACCGGCCUUGUUUUGACAACUGCGUGGCUGAUUCGCACAAAGGAUGCUCCUUUCAGCGUCUGGUCAGGCGGCGAAGAGUAUGCCCCUCAUGCUGAUGUCACUGUUCAUUUGCUAAAUGGCACCAGUGCAAAGGGCACGCUGGUCUACUAUCAGCCCCAUUACGAUAUUGCUUUCUUGAAUGUUGAGGUGGAUCAACCAAUCAAGUUACCAACUUUUUGUGAAAAGGAUGUAAAAUUUGCCGAAGACAUUUUUCGGAUCGGAAGAGACAAUUCCUUAAAUCUAAGGAUAACAUAUGCUAGGGCAGAAUAUCGGAAUCCAAGCAUGUACCGCCGGUACCACAAUGUGCACUUCCGUUCUCCAGAUGGCCAUGGUGAUGAUAAUGAGUAUGACAAUGGGGGACUAGUCAUUGACUUGAAGGAGAAAGUUGUCGGAAUGGUCAACCUCCCUAAGAGAUUUGGGUCUUUUAUACCGUCUUCCAUUUUGCUCAAUUGUUUGGAUGCAUGGAAGAAAUAUCGGUACAUCGCUCGGCCCCAUCUUGGGAUGAUGUUUGAGGCCAUCAAGCAUCUAGAGCCUGCUCAUGUUGACAUGUUAUGGCGUAUGUAUAACAUUGAUCAUGGUCUUAUUGUUCAAGAGGUGUCGAAAGGAUCUAAUGCUGAGAUACUCGGAAUCCAAAAAGGUGAUGUUAUUGAAUCUAUCAAUGGAAAACCUGUUUCUACCACAAUUGAGUUGGAGAAUAUGCUGAUGAGCACAUGCAAGGGCCUUGCUGAAGUUCAUAUUUCUGUUGGGGUGUUUCACACACUCAAAGAAGAACGAAGCACCGUAGAGUUGAGUGCAAAAUUAUCAAAACUUGGAGAAGUUAUUACAAGCUAGACUCUGGAAGUGGCUGACAGAAGAGGGAUGCCAGGCUACUGGAUGUUGUUUCUAUGGUGGGCGUAGUGUGAUGGAUACUUAGCUAUGACCACAUAUAUGUACUGUAGUCUCUAGAUAUAUUAGAAGAAAUAACAUCUUUAUUUGUAGUGUAUAUAGUGCCAAAGUAGCAACCCCUUGUGAGAUUCUCUGUUCUGCUAUAAUUACUGCAGAGAGGUUUAUAUAGACCUUAUUGAGACCCCUCAGAGGGAGAGAGCCUGUCCUUAUUUGUAGUUUAUAUAGUGCCGAGGUGCUGUCCUGUCUUAGCCUGAUGGGUUGUGAGCAGGUUAUUUAUAUGUCUGAGAAAUGGCAAA
Triticum aestivum (bread wheat) is the source of this 1826-nucleotide messenger RNA. Its product is annotated as serine protease HTRA3-like. Gene Ontology annotation, molecular function: protein binding. Lineage: Eukaryota; Viridiplantae; Streptophyta; Magnoliopsida; Poales; Poaceae. The transcript is spliced from 9 exons. The record is from RefSeq and is a predicted model, not a curated record.